UUCGAUAUUAUUGUGCAUUUCGAAUUAUUCCGAUUUGCUGUUUUGUGAAUAAUUUGCAGUACUAGUAGUGGUGAAAAAACUAUGCCAAGGAGCCAAAGAGCCCCAAUCCCCAAUGCUCAGAUUCUUCACCAUUCAUAGCGACUGCCUCAUCUUCAUCCUCACCCUCUGGGUUUCUGAGCACCCCCACUAAUCGAAGGAAGAUAAAUCGCUCUCAAUCGCCAAGCUCCCUUUGAAUCUGAAACUAAAUCCUCAGCCCCAAAUCACGAGGAAAAGCAACCAGCCAUGAAAAGAGAGCAUCAUCAGCUCUGUCCCAACCCGGGCGACCCAUUCAUGACCGCCAGCUCUAGCGGGAAAUCCAAGCUAUGGGAAGAUGAGGCUCAAGACGGUGGCAUGGACGAGCUUCUCGCCGUGCUUGGCUACAAGGUGAGGUCGUCGGACAUGGCGGAUGUUGCCCAGAAGCUCGAACAGCUAGAAGAAGCUAUGGGUAAUGUUCAGGGCGGUAUCUCUCAGCUCUCCUCUGAAACUGUCCAUUACAACCCUUCUGAUCUAUCUACCUGGCUUGAAAGCAUGCUUUCUGAGCUCAACCCAUCUCCCAAUUUCGACUCUUUGACUGCCGUCGCCGGCGCCGUCUCUGCGCCCCCCCUCCCUGCGCCUCCGCCUCCUCAGGCUGAUGAUUCCUCGUUCUUGGCUCCAGCUGAGUCAUCAACUGUUACCUCCAUUGACUUCACUGACCAUAGCCAGCACCAACAUUUGAAUCCUCUUCCUCUGCAUAAGCACCAAGAUAGCUUAAUCUUCGAAGACGCAUCUUCCUCUGAUUAUGAUCUCAAGGCUAUUCCUGGCCAAGCUAUCUACAACAGUCAAACUCAAGCCCAGCACCCGCAGCAACUCGAAUCUCCUUCCCGAGAAAGCAAACGUUUGAAACCCUCUUCCACUGUGUUCAACCCUGCAUUGUUCUUGCCCUCUUCUCUGGGCUCUUUUACCUUGACAAAUGAGUCGACCCGUCCUGUUGUCCUCGUCGACUCGCAAGAAAACGGAAUUCGACUCGUUCAUGCGUUGAUGGCUUGCGCGGAUGCCGUACACCAGAACAAUUUCGCUCUUGCGGAAGCUUUAGUCAAACAGAUCGGAUUCCUCGCGGUGUCUCAGGCCGGAGCGAUGCGCAAGGUUGCGACCUACUUCGCCGAAGCGCUUGCUCGCCGCAUAUAUCGGCUUUACCCAGAAAACCCCCUCGACCAUUCUCUUUCCGACAUGCUACAGAUUCACUUCUACGAGACCUGUCCAUAUCUCAAAUUCGCCCAUUUCACCGCCAACCAGGCUAUCCUGGAAGCCUUCCAAGGCAAAAGGCGAGUUCAUGUCAUCGAUUUCAGUAUGAAUCAAGGGAUGCAAUGGCCGGCUCUCAUGCAAGCACUGGCUCUCCGACCCGGCGGACCACCGGCGUUUCGGUUAACAGGAAUCGGACCACCCGCACCGGAUAAUUCAGAUCACCUUCAGGAAGUUGGUUGGAAACUCGCCCAGCUAGCAGAAACGAUUCACGUUAAAUUUGAGUACAGAGGGUUCGUGGCGAACAGUUUAGCUGAUCUAGAUGCUUCGAUGCUCGACCUCAGACCGAGUGAGGUGGAGUCAGUGGCUGUUAACUCGGUGUUCGAGCUUCACAAACUGUUGGCGCGACCCGGUGCGAUCGAUAAGGUGUUAUCAGUGGUGAAGCAGAUGAAGCCGGAGAUAGUCACCGUCGUAGAGCAAGAAGCGAACCACAAUGGACCGGGUUUCCUGGACCGGUUCACGGAGUCACUGCACUAUUACUCGACCCUGUUUGACUCGUUGGAGGGAUCAGUGGACACUCAGGACAAGAUCAUGUCGGAGGUGUAUCUGGGGAAGCAAAUCUGUAACGUGGUUGCCUGCGAAGGGGCGGACCGGAUUGAGAGGCAUGAGACGCUGAGCCAGUGGCGGAACCGGUUGGGUUCUGCCGGGUUCGCUCCGGUUCACCUGGGUUCCAACGCUUUCAAACAAGCAAGCAUGCUCCUGGCUCUCUUCGCCGGUGGAGAUGGUUACAGAGUAGAAGAGAACGAUGGGUGUCUGCUGCUGGGCUGGCAUACUCGGCCAUUGAUCGCGACGUCGGCGUGGCGACUCGCCUAGAGAACGGUGGUUCGCUGAGUUGACUCAUCGAGUCGGUCCUUUGUUUCUUCGCCCAAAUUCCCAAUUUUUUUCCCGGAAAGAAAAGGAAAAGAAAGGAAAAGGAUUGUGGGGAAAGAGAGUGCAGUGUGAUGCUGAGCUGUUUGUACAGCUAUUCGCUGAGAGGCUUAGACCCACCAUUGUCUAUACCUUCCCCCUUACCUUUUUUUUCGCUUCCCUCUCUCUCACCCUCUCUGUCACAUUCCCCUUUCUGCUUAGGGUUUUUUUUAACCAGUUUUGUUUCCUUUUUUUGGGUUGAACUGGAAUCUCUUGUUAUCUUUCAGGGUUGAAUCCGAAAAUAGGGCUGAUGCUGUAUUUAUCUCUUGAUAUAAAUAGCGUUGCUGGUAAUAAAUGUAAUCUUUUUCUCUUGGAGGGCCA
Prosopis cineraria is the source of this 2544-nucleotide messenger RNA. RefSeq names its product DELLA protein GAIP-B. Lineage: Eukaryota; Viridiplantae; Streptophyta; Magnoliopsida; Fabales; Fabaceae. The transcript has a single exon. The record is from RefSeq and is a predicted model, not a curated record. Gene Ontology annotation, molecular function: sequence-specific DNA binding; DNA-binding transcription factor activity. The coding region runs from base 283 to 2130 and encodes 615 amino acids. Gene Ontology annotation, biological process: jasmonic acid mediated signaling pathway; response to abscisic acid; regulation of DNA-templated transcription. Gene Ontology annotation, cellular component: nucleus.